This is a messenger RNA of Penicillium cinerascens, 831 nucleotides long. It is a transcript of the gene mrpl4, whose product is annotated as mitochondrial 54S ribosomal protein uL29m. The record is from RefSeq and is a predicted model, not a curated record. Gene Ontology annotation, molecular function: structural constituent of ribosome. The coding region runs from base 1 to 831 and encodes 276 amino acids. The transcript is spliced from 3 exons. NCBI's taxonomy places the organism in Eukaryota, Fungi, Ascomycota, Eurotiomycetes, Eurotiales, Aspergillaceae. Gene Ontology annotation, biological process: mitochondrial translation. Gene Ontology annotation, cellular component: mitochondrial large ribosomal subunit; mitochondrial ribosome.
AUGCAUCGGCCGUCCAUUGCCCGUUUGGCCCAAUAUGGGGGCAUUGUGGCCGAAUUGCCACCUCCCUACCUGGCACCCUCACUCCAUUUCUCGAUGACCCGAUCCCCUCAGUCCUCGAGCUUCUCUACGACUCCCGUCGCCGCUGGCCGUGGACGCGACAUGAACAGAACCCGCGGCGUGUCGGCCAUCCACCGUACCGGUACAAGAUUCAAAUUGAGCGCAUCGAAAUACCCCCUGCCCAAGCCCGUGUCGCCCGCAGAUAUGCAGCCGCAACCGCAAACCCCCGACCACGGACUCUGGGGCUUCUUCCCUAAGUCCCGCCAGGCAAUGAGCGUCCCCGAAUUCGACAUGGACUUUGGUCGCCCAUGGGCCAUCCAAGAACUACGCGAGAAGAGCUGGGAAGACCUGCAUAAGCUGUGGUGGGUUUGUGUCAAGGAGCGCAACCGCAUUGCGACUACCAACCUGGAGAGAGAGCGCCUGAAGGCUGGUUUCGGUGCCCACGAGGCCAACGAGCGUGACCGUGUGGUCCAAAUCACUCAGAAGAGCAUCAAGCACGUUCUGCGUGAGCGCUGGUAUGCCUGGGAAGACGCUAAGCAUGAGUACUACACCAAGAACUAUCGCCCGCAGCAUGAGGAUGCGUUGGAGGAGGAGCCCGUGGAGAGCUUCCCCCGAAGCCUUAAACGAAGGCGUGGGAUUCCCCUUUCGAAUCUUGUAGCAUACUCCAGUCUUGCUCUUUUUUUCCCCAUAGUUCUGCUGCAUGUAAUUUAUCUAACGAAGGUUUGGAAUGCCUUUUUUUCCAACGGUAAUCAUUAUGAUGUAGUCCACCCGUAG